This is a messenger RNA of Lipotes vexillifer (Yangtze River dolphin), 2413 nucleotides long. RefSeq names its product 15-hydroxyprostaglandin dehydrogenase (gene HPGD). The record is from RefSeq and is a predicted model, not a curated record. The coding region runs from base 23 to 823 and encodes 266 amino acids. The transcript is spliced from 7 exons. Lineage: Eukaryota; Metazoa; Chordata; Mammalia; Artiodactyla; Lipotidae. Gene Ontology annotation, cellular component: cytoplasm. Gene Ontology annotation, molecular function: 15-hydroxyprostaglandin dehydrogenase (NAD+) activity. Gene Ontology annotation, biological process: prostaglandin metabolic process; female pregnancy.
CCCACCGCGCGCAGGCGGCGACAUGCACGUGAACGGCAAAGUGGCGCUGGUGACCGGCGCGGCCCAGGGCAUCGGCCGAGCCUUCGCCGAGGCGCUGCUGCUCAAGGGCGCCAAGGUAGCGCUUGUCGAUUGGAAUCGUGAAGCAGGUUUAAAGUGUAAAGCUGCCCUGGAUGAGCAGUUUGAACCUCAGAAGACUCUCUUCAUCCAGUGCGAUGUGGCCGAUCAGGAACAACUAAGAGAUACUUUUAGGAAAGUUGUAGACCACUUUGGAAAACUGGACAUUUUGGUGAAUAAUGCUGGAGUGAAUAAUGAGAAAAACUGGGAAAAAACUCUGCAAAUUAAUUUGGUUUCUGUCAUCAGUGGAACCUACCUGGGUUUGGAUUACAUGAGCAAGCAAAAUGGAGGUGAAGGUGGCACCAUUAUUAAUAUGUCCUCUUUAGCAGGGCUGAUGCCUGUUGCACAACAGCCUGUUUAUUGUGCUUCCAAACAUGGCGUAAUUGGAUUCACACGCUCGGCAGCGAUGGCUGCUAAUCUCAUGAACAGUGGUGUGAGACUGAAUGCCAUUUGCCCAGGCUUUGUUAAUACACCCAUCCUCAAAUCCAUUGAAAAAGAAGAAAACAUGGGACAAUAUAUAGAAUACGCGGAUCAUAUCAAGGAUAUGAUGAAAUACUAUGGAAUUUUGGACCCAUCAAUGAUUGCCACUGGAUUAAUAACACUCAUUGAAGAUGACGCUUUGAAUGGGGCUAUAAUGAAGAUCACAACUGCUAAGGGAAUUCAUUUUCAAGAUUAUGAUACAACCCCAUUUCACACGAAAGCUCAGUGAACAUCUUAUGUGUCAGCUUUAACUGAAAAUAAGCACAAAUGACUUAGACCACAUUUUCAUUUGAAUACAGCUUUUUCAAUGAAAUGUUAUCGUUUGAAGCUUUCCUUUCAUGCACCUGAUGUUCAUUUUUUCUAAAUCAUUAGUUAAGUAUAUAGAUUUAAAAAAUGAGGAACUAUCAAAAAUAUGACGUGGACCAAAGCUAGGUUUUGACCUUUACAGUCUAAGUAAUGAUUAAAACAAAGGAUAUUCCAGGAAUAUUCUGCCUUGCAGAAAAUAUAUUUAAAUUUGUGAUUCAUAAAUGUUAAUGUUUUUCAGAACAUCAUUUUAAAGGAGAUACUUGAAUUGUUAUUUAUAUCAAACCAGAUGUGAAAAACUCAUUUUGUUUCUAUGUUCGCACUUUAAAAGAAGGAAGCUACCUACAAUGGCAAAUAUUUAGUAACAAUAACUUUUACUUAUAUACCAUCUUUCAGCCGAAUAUUUCAGCUCUUUGAGGAUGCGGCACCUUUGGGGGCCCGUAGGUAAGGAAUAAAUUACAGUGUGAAUAUAUCCUAAAUGAAAAAUCUAAUGUAUGGAAAAGUGACAGAAAUUAACUGGCUGAGAUGUUAAUCCACAGUUCAGCCUCCCAUCUGGGGAAAACAUUUCUUUCCUCUCUGCUUACUUUAAGAAUUUUGACUACAAAAAUCUCAGGAAUUAAACUCUUAAUAGUUAUAGCAAAAAGGAUAGUUAGUGCUCCUAAAACAUGCUUGUUAAGAAAAAAAUACAAAUGUAAUUUUUUUCAGAUUACUUCUUUGUUUAUUUGUACCAAUUUCAAAAAUGCCUACUUUUCAAUAAAACUUUUUUUUUCCUAAUCUUCAGAAGUUACUUAGUCUUCUAUGUAUAGCUACUGAGAGAAAGAAACCAAUUUUGUCAACACCUCAACUGAAGAUGCUUUUGUGUUUUCAAAGCUGUAAUAACAAGAGGUAAAAAUAGGUGUGAUGUUUUGCCAUUUUCCCUGUCAGGUAUUUUAAGAUAGGAUCAUUCAAUGCACCUGCUUUGGGUAAGGCUAUUUGCAAGCAAUAAUUAAUGCUAAUAAUAGUGAAAGCACAAGAUUUCCAAAUCAAUCAUUUCUUCAUAGAAAUACUGCAGAAGUAACACAUUCCGCCUGCUAACUCCAAAGCUCCCAGGUGGGAGCAAAAUCCACCCAUGUGAGAUUAAUAAGGAUUUCCUAGCGAUAUUGGCAGGUUGUCAGAUCUUGCUCUGUUUUAAUUCUGCCACAGAGAACUGUUGCCUUCACUUCCAAGGAGUGCAUUGAAUAGGAGUGACUGUUUUCUAGAUGUCCACAUAACGUCUUUGAAAAACACCAAGUAGUGAACAUCUAAGAGAAGUUGUAAAAUUAGGCACAAACUUGUUCAUACCUUGUGGCAGUAACUAACCAGUCGAUGAUACAGGUAUGAGGAAUAUCAUUUAUCUCAACUCUUUUUUCCACGGUAAUGUUCAAAGCUAUAGCUUAAACUUUGCAUUUGUGGAUAAGUCUUUGCACUGCCGGCCUUCAAUAUACUUUGUGCUUUGAAUUAUUGUUUUUAAAUCAAUAAACUAUGCAGACAUUUAAAA